Messenger RNA from Echinostoma caproni, 618 nucleotides. The record is from the annotation of a GenBank genome assembly. Lineage: Eukaryota; Metazoa; Platyhelminthes; Trematoda; Plagiorchiida; Echinostomatidae.
AUGGUGGCUUCUAUGCUGAUUGUUGUUGUAUUCGGUCUGAUCACCAAACCGGAAACAGAAGGCGAUAAUACCUUCCUCGUGGAAUUAGAGACGUUAUCCGGGACAACCUCAGGAAAUUUAGAUUAUCAACGCACAUUGCAAGAGUGGUUACUAUUGCACGAACACAAUCUACAGAAUCGAACUUCCACUGUAUCACCACCGACAGGGAAAUCAGCGUUCCUCUAUCGUUCGGAUGGGACUGGUGGUGGCGGCGGUGACAGUUCAUCACCUGGACUAUCUUCUCUGGGCCCGGAGGAGAUGUUAACGACGGAAACUAAAUCCGUGUUUUCUGCUGCCGGCUUUUUUACUGCGGAUUUGUCUGGAAUACAGCUUUGCUAUUCAUCCUACUUGUUUCAGUCUGCGGCUGAUGGUGGCUCCGUCAGUGAAGCCCUGGCCUAUGCUGGUCAGCGUGCUUGUUCGCAAUCUUUGGGCACCCAUGGUUCGCAAAUGCUGAUUCUUGGACUCAGCGGUGUGCACUUAAUCGCUUUGCGCACGUGGUCUGACCAUCAACCUGGACCACUUGGAAUCAUCCUGCUCCCAUGCUUCUUCAAUAAGAUGCUCACAUUGUUCAAGUUCUAG